Molecule: messenger RNA, 858 nt
Organism: Cydia amplana
Lineage: Eukaryota; Metazoa; Arthropoda; Insecta; Lepidoptera; Tortricidae
Exons: 2
Coding region: 1-858 (285 amino acids)
Biological process (GO): DNA integration; DNA recombination
Molecular function (GO): DNA binding
Source: RefSeq, a predicted model, not a curated record
AUGGACAGCAUCAAUACAAUCUCUAAAGCAAUUAUACUGCCAGAAAAGUCCGGCCAUAAAUACAAAAAGUCCUACGACUCAUUCAUGACUUGGAAAUCAGAAAACAACAUAACAUCGUAUUCAGAGGAUGUAUUACUGAAAUAUUACGAAAACCUGGAUUCUAAAUUCAAGCCAACAACCCUCUGGACAGAAUACUCGAAGCUCAAGUCGUGUUUGAUGUUUUAUAAUCAAAUAGACAUAUCGAAGUAUAAGAAAUUGACGGAAUUCUUGAAAAGGAAGAGUAACGGUUUUGAGGCGAAGAAAGCGAAGAUUUUUACCAAGGAUCAAUUGGAAAAGUUUAUUAUAGAAGCGUCUGACCAGUUUUUUCUACAUAUUAAGGUGGCAGUGAUUUUCGGCAUCAUGGGCGCAUGCCGUCGCCAAGAACUCUACAAUCUAAAAGCGAAAGACGUCAUCGACUCACAUAACACGCUCACUGUCCGUAUUGUGAACUGUAAUACCAACCAAAUAGAUCGUAAAUUCACCAUAAGCGGACCGUACUACGACAUUUGCAAGAAAUAUAUGGAUUUACGCCCACGCGCAGCAAAGAUAAACAAUUGUUUCUUUUUGAGAUACUUUGAUGGGCGUUGUCAUGGUCAGAAGGUUGGAAUCAACAAGUUUGGGGCUAUGGGGACAGUUGUCGCUAAAGAGUUAAAACUGUCUAAUCCAGAGUUGUAUACGGGGCAUUGCUUUAAAAGGACUUCGGUUGACUUGAGAAAGAGUUGGCCGCCAUUGUCAGAGAGUUGUACAAAUACUUUGAAGACGGAAAAUGAUAGUUUGACUGGAAAGUUGAGGGUAAGUUUCGCCAAAGAGAAUAUAUAG